This is a messenger RNA of Cucurbita moschata (crookneck pumpkin), 2292 nucleotides long. Its product is annotated as calmodulin-binding receptor-like cytoplasmic kinase 3. NCBI's taxonomy places the organism in Eukaryota, Viridiplantae, Streptophyta, Magnoliopsida, Cucurbitales, Cucurbitaceae. The transcript is spliced from 7 exons. Gene Ontology annotation, molecular function: protein kinase activity; ATP binding. Bases 511 to 1968 code for a protein of 485 amino acids. Gene Ontology annotation, biological process: protein phosphorylation. The record is from RefSeq and is a predicted model, not a curated record.
GCGUCAAGAUGAAGAACAAUCCACUUAAUCAUGAAAACAACUACUGGAGUCCAGUCAACCUCGAUCCUGGCCGUUGAUUUGAAAUGGAUGUAACAUUUUUUGUAUUUAUUAAUCAUCUGGAAAAUAUCACAGGAGUUUGACGAAGCGACGAAAUUUAUGUUCAAAUCAACUACUGGAGCAAAGGAUUGUUGAGGAAAUGGUGUUUUCCGAGCGGUCAACUUUAUCCAAGCCUAUCGCUUCCAACUCCAUUUAUCUAUGCUUCGCCGCCGAUGGGAUUCUUCCUGCUGUUAUUCUGAUCGGAGCUUCAUUUGGUUGGCCUCUGAGUGUUGGCGAUUCGUGAAGUGAGUUUAGAUCGUUUCUCCGAGUUCCGGUAAGUUUUGGUGCUGUUGAACUAGGGCAAUUUGGGAGUGACUUUGGAAAAUUGUUGCUAUUCGUCUCAGCUCUGGUGAUCGGGAUGGAAUAAAUUGAUUAAAUAGUCUUGAUCGCUUUCUUAGGGUUUGAUUUCCAAAGAUGGCUGAUCUUCUUGUUAUGUCAUCAAUAAUAGCGGCCGUCAUGGGCGUGUUGCUGGCCCUAUCGCCAAGAGUAUAUGCUCAUGAGUUUAUGAUGGAAUCAGGGGUUUCAAGUGCUCAUCAGAUUCCUUACUCGGUUUCGGAUGGAAUCAGGGGUUUCAAAUGCAACUUUUUUGCAGGUGAUAUUUCAGUUAAAACAUCAAGGAAACUGUUAAGGGAAGAAAGGGAGGAGGAAUACACUAACCUUAAAGAUGGUGAUUAUCCUCAUCGUAGAGAAAAACAGGAUGGGAAAUCUUUGGCAACCCCCCAAAAUAUUGGAAUGGUAGUAACUGGAACAUUCGUUUUAUGUUUUGGUGUUCUCUGUCCUUGUUUUUAUCGAAAGAGGAGACGCACAGUUCAAAGAGGCAUUGAAAUAGAACAACCAUCAGUUCAUUCAGCCUCCAUUGAAGUGAUGAACCCUGCUCCUGAAAAGGUUCCAGCCAGUCCACUUCGAGUACCACCUAGUCCUAGAUAUUCCCCAUCUCCCAGAUUCAAACGGCUUGGAUCUGUACAUCUCAACAUGAGCCAAGUAGCUAGAGCAACUCAAGAUUUCUCCCCAGCUCUGCGCAUAGGCGAAGGAGGUUUUGGAACUGUCUACAAAGCACAACUAGAAAAUGGGCAUGUAGUUGCCAUAAAACGUUCGAAAAAGGAACUGUUCGAGAAUUCACGAACUGACUUUAGCAGUGAAGUAGAAUUACUGUCCAAAAUUGAUCAUCGGAGUCUGGUUAAGCUGCUAGGCCAUGUUGAUCAUGGAAAUGAGCGCAUUAUCAUUACGGAAUAUGUAGGAAAUGGUACUCUUAGAGAACACUUGGAUGGCGUGCAUGGAAAAAUAUUGGAUUUUAAUCAGAGACUUGAAAUUGCCAUUGACAUUGCUCAUGGACUAACUUACCUCCACAUGUAUGCAGAGAAGCAAAUUAUUCACAGAGAUGUUAAGUCUACCAACAUUCUUCUUACCGAAAACAUGAGAGCAAAGGUGGCGGAUUUUGGAUUUGCAAGGCUUGGAACAUUGAGUACAGAUCAAACGCACAUUUCAACUCAGGUGAAAGGAACUGUUGGUUACCUUGACCCAGAGUAUAUGAAGACUUAUCAACUUACUACCAAGAGUGAUGUCUACUCGUUUGGGAUUUUACUCGUAGAAAUUCUAACAGGACGCCGUCCAUUGGAAGUUAAGAGGCCUCCUGAUGAGCGGGUCACAAUAAGAUGGGCUUUCAACAAGUAUAGUGAAAACAAAAUUCUGGAAACCUUAGAUCCUUCAAUGGAGGAAACUGUUGACGCAGAGAUUGUCAUCAAAAUGUUCAAAUUGGCAAUCCAAUGUGCAGCACCGGUACGAGCGGAACGACCAGACAUGAAAUUUGUUGGGGAGCAGCUGUGGUCAAUAAGAGCAAAUUAUAUGUCACAGAAGAAGGCAAGAUUACCUUAAAAAGGUGUAUUGUGUUGGAAACCCCCAGAGGUGACCCACUGUGAUUUCAUCAAUUUACCAUGUCAUUUAGAAGUUCACCUCACUUCUUCAGAGUCUUUCCACCUUUGAUGCUUUACUUAGUUACCCCUGUCAUUAGAGUUUUCACCUCCAACAGAUAUCAUUCAUCUCUGUUUUAAUAGGUGAAUCACCUAUUAAUUUAGAGUUUUUCUUUUCCUUCAACUUCUCUAGAAUUGAAGUCAACAACACUUGUGUACCAUUGUAAAAAAGGGGGGUUAUUCCCAAUUUGAUGGCAAAUGAUAUUAAAAAUUGAUAUUGCAAUUGAAA